This is a messenger RNA of Haliotis rubra (blacklip abalone), 2769 nucleotides long. RefSeq names its product glycine receptor subunit alpha-2-like. Gene Ontology annotation, cellular component: neuron projection; synapse; membrane. Gene Ontology annotation, molecular function: transmembrane signaling receptor activity; neurotransmitter receptor activity; chloride channel activity. The transcript is spliced from 8 exons. Gene Ontology annotation, biological process: nervous system process; signal transduction; regulation of membrane potential. The record is from RefSeq and is a predicted model, not a curated record. Lineage: Eukaryota; Metazoa; Mollusca; Gastropoda; Lepetellida; Haliotidae. Bases 169 to 1509 code for a protein of 446 amino acids.
CCAAGGGGAUACUAGCAUCCGGCUUUCACCCUCGCCAGCAGCACCAUCUCAAAUCUCCAUUUCAUUAACUCUAACUUGUAUACACAGUUAGUUGGGUAAUGGCCAAAACCAAGGCCUAGAGUUGUAGACUACUUACAGUUCUCCCACCUGGGAUUAUCAACCAAUCGAAUGCCUUGUUAUGAAAACCUCCCGAACAGCCUUCAGGUAAAAGCAAGGACUUGGCUCGGGACAUCAGUCGACGACGUGAAGCGACGGGUGAUAUACAUGUGGUUACUGGCUAUAGUCGCGCUUGGAUCAAUACACAAUGGAAGAUGUAACAAUGAUACUGUGGAAGCCUCCGUGAAGCUGCUGAUUGACACGCUCCUGGAAGGAAAGACGUACGACUCCAGCAUUCGGCCUAGCAGUUCAGCUACAAUGGUGUAUAUAGAUAUUGCUCUGAACGCUCUAGGCCCUGUCAAUGACAGAGACAUGAAAUUCGGUGCCAGCUUCUACCUCCGCCAGGAAUGGUUAGACUCCCGCCUCAAGUACAACGAAUUAAACACCAGUAUCGUGCUCAGCUACAAGAAGCUGUCAAUGAUAUGGGUACCGGACGUUUUCUUUCCGCAGUCAGAGACGGAGCUGCGUCAUGACAUCACCACACCAAAUGUAUUACUACGCCUAUCCCCAGACGGGAUGGUAUUCUAUAGUCAAAGGGUUUCUGUGGAAUUUCACUGUGUGAUGGACCUGAGGAAGUUUCCAAUGGAUCAACAAACUUGUGAAAUCAGGAUGGAAAGUUAUGCAUUUACAACUGAUGACAUACAGAUGCAGUGGUCCUCGGGGCGCCAGUCCCUCAAUGUUCUCCCGAACGCCAACAUGCCCGACUUUGAGCUGCUCUCCGUUACCACACACGACUGCACUGCCACAUACGCUACAGGAACCUUCCCUUGCCUUUACGCCAAGCUGACUCUGAAACGUCAGAUCGGGUUCUACCUCACCCAGACCUACAUCCCCAGCAUCCUCAUCGUCAGCCUCUCUUGGAUCUCCUUCUGGAUUGACCAUCAAGCGAUCCCUGCUCGCAUCUCUGUCGGGCUCCUUACAGUGCUCACCAUCACCACACAGAGCUCCGGAGCCAUGACACAACUACCCCGGGUUCCAUACGUCAAGUCUAUCGAUGUCUGGAUGUCUGCCUGUCUUAUCUUCGUAUUUGCUGCUUAUAUGGAGUAUGCUGUUGUUACUGUCCUCGCACGGAGACAUCGCAAACUGAGCAUGAGCACAAGGCAUAAAGACACGUCAAAACAGAACGGGAGCACUAGUUCUGGUGUGUUCAACAAUGCAUUUGACAAUGACGAGAUGUUCACUACAGGUCGUAUCCCUGCAUCAAGGUCAAGGUCAAAAUCAAUCAUCUCCUUAAAGCUUGAUGGAUCUAAAGACCUUGGAGUAAAGAUUGAUAAAAUCUCGCGCCAUGGCUUUCCUCUGGCUUUUGUGUUGUUCAACGCCUUUUACUGGACAUAUUACAACCUAAUAACGUGACACAAUGGCUUCUUUCCGAGCUUGUAUUCAUGUUAUUGAAUCACCACUUACCUUUUUUGGAAGAAGUGAAUGAGUGAAUGAACUGGGUUUCACACCGCUUUGAACAGUAUCUCUGUUAUACCCUGGCAGUUUCAUGUAGGAAGAAAACCAGAAGAGAUGCUGUUGUUAGAUGUUUGCCAAUUUGGAGAAACCCAUAAACAGGGUUUGGUGCUGACAAUCCGAGCCGGCAUAAGAAGCCAUGAUAACAGAUUUCUGGCCUGCACGGUGAAGUGUGGCGCCUCUGACGAUUCGGCCAACAGGAUGAGGUUUAAGUUGUACGCGUAAAGGCGAUGAGGGAAACAGUGGAAGAGUGUUGGAUUGAUUACAACCUUGUGGCAAAUACAUGAUUUUUUAGACAUCGAUGGAAUUGUUGAUCGUUGUGGAAAUGAAUGGAAACACAAGCUACAUCAUUGUGCAUUUACACAGUAUACAAAAAGUAAUUUUGGUAAAUUUUAUCUGACCCUGAGUCAAUUAUAUUCAGAGAUGUUUGAUUAUUUUGCUCAAAUACUUGCGUUUAUAUGCUUAUGUAAUAAUGACGACGUCAAUGUGUUAUUUGCCAUCACUGAUAUACUGCCACGUACUCACAUCAAUUAUUAAUCAACUUGAUAUAUUUACCAACCAUACAGGAUAUAUAUUUCUCUAUAAGAUUUGUUUAUUUAUUUUUACCUUAAUAAAUAAAACUUGUUAUUCUAUCAAUGUGAACACACAAUGAGAAGAUGUGUGAAUAAAGAUGAAGAUAGAAACUUGAACUAUUGUAUAUAUUACUGCAAGGAAUAAUGUGAUAAAAUAAGAGCAUUUUGGUGUAAAUUACAGAAAGAUAAUUCGAAUUUAGUAUCACUAUUGAUAACGUUUAGAAGCUUGAAAUCCGAAGUGUCCGGACACCUUUUGCACAUUGAAGAAGCACCAAAGAAUACAGGAAGUGGAGGAACUGUAAAUAAUUGUUUAUUGUGAUCUGUAACGAAUGAACAGCGUUUUUGUUCAUGAGCAAACAAUUCCUGGGGAAAAACAUGGAAGUGAUUUCCCUUCAUUGUGUACCCUUUCCGUCUGAUGUUAAAUUUUAUAUGUUACAUAUUACGUUAUGCCGUGAUGGUUGUAACUGUAUGUAUCCUUAUCAUUAUAUUAUUGCAAAUAUUGUUGUUUAAAAUCGCACUCAGCAAUAUUCCAGCUAUAUGGCAAAAGUCUCUGUAAAUGAUCAAGUCUGGACCAAAUUAAACAGUCCUA